Messenger RNA from Solenopsis invicta (red fire ant), 3212 nucleotides. It is a transcript of the gene Atf3, whose product is annotated as activating transcription factor 3. NCBI's taxonomy places the organism in Eukaryota, Metazoa, Arthropoda, Insecta, Hymenoptera, Formicidae. Gene Ontology annotation, cellular component: nucleus. The transcript has 4 exons. The record is from RefSeq and is a predicted model, not a curated record. Bases 187 to 1071 code for a protein of 294 amino acids. Gene Ontology annotation, molecular function: DNA-binding transcription factor activity, RNA polymerase II-specific; RNA polymerase II cis-regulatory region sequence-specific DNA binding. Gene Ontology annotation, biological process: regulation of transcription by RNA polymerase II.
AUAUCUAGGCCGGUCGCGACCGCGAAUUAUCCACAGUCGCGCGCCGGCGGCCGACGGAGGAGGACGAGUGGAUUACUGAGCGGAGAGCGGAUUUUAAGUGCGUGCGCAGUGCGCGAAGUGUGAACACGGCGCCGGAACACGGGACGUUGCGAAGGUUAGAUAAAUGGUGAGAGACCAGCACAAGCCAUGUACAAUCUAAACGUGAACGUGAAUCCCAGUCCGACCGGGGCCGCGGGUUUUCUCGGUGUCACGGCGGCGGCGGCCGAGGUCACGCCAAGGACACCGGAAAUCGUAAAUUCGCUGAUCGCCAUGACCAAUCCCUUCGAGGGUUACGGCAGCGGUAACGAGAAGGGCAUGCGGGAUCGUACGGAUUCGACCAGCAGUGGUGAACCGAGCCCGCCAAGCGUCCAGCACACCUGUAGUCAGCUUAUCAAGGAAGGGCUGAAGCUAACGCUGCAGACGAAGAGGCGGGCGAACAGUAGUGGCGACGACGGCAAGAAGAAGACGAGGAAAGAGGACGGCAGCGGCGCCGACGACGAGGAAGAGGACGAGGCGAGCAACAACAACAAGAUUGGCGAAGCGGAACACAUCAGGAUAAAAAAAUGCGGAAAUCCUUGUCGUUUGCAGCUGACGGCGGAGGAUGAGGAGCGGCGCCGGCGGCGACGCGAGCGCAACAAGAUCGCGGCGACCAAGUGCCGGCUGAAGAAGCGCGAGAAAACGGUGAUCCUCGUGCAGGAAUCCGAAAUCCUCGAGACCCAAAACCACGACCUGAAGUCCCAGAUACAAGAGCUGGAGACCCAAAGGCGCAGGCUGGUCGAUAUGCUGAGCCUCCACGGUCCGACCUGCUUGAAGCAGGGCGUGGACGCAACGUCGUAUCAGCAGUUCGCCGAGCCCCUUCAUCUGCCCACCUACCAGGACAAUUUUGUGCCACAGCAACCCCCGCCGGCCCUGAAUCAGCCGCAGAACUGCGUCUCCGAGUAUCCGGUGAAGGUCGAAGAGUACGAGACCGAUUUCUACCGGCAGAGUAGCCCAUUCGUGCCGACAACAUCGGAUGCCGGUUGCACGGUUUAGCGAAACGGCGAAAAUCGUUUUUCUUCGCCAUCUCGAGGGAGGGAGGAUCGCCGAGAAGCCCGGAAUGCGUGUAAUUGAAGGUUCUUGGAGUAUUUGAGAUGGUUUCACCAACGUUAAUUCAAUUUCACGAUACAGAACUUUCGAAGAUGUCUAAAAGAUAUUUAAGGAACAUAUUUUCAUAAAAAAGAUAUGUUGUUCCACAGACACAUGGAUCAAUGUUAACAAAGAUUGAAAAUUAUAUGAUGAACGUUAAUUAACGUUGGUGAAAGUGACUCUUCGCGCAAAUCCAAUCUUAUAUAAAUAUUUUUAAUUUUUAUGCAAUUCAGCUUUUUUAUCGCCUUCGUGCUAGCGGAAUAAAUCUUUGUUAUAAAAUUUCAAUUGUAAGUUGAAAGUCCUGAGAAAACGUUCGAAAGAAAUUUUUUAUAUUUAAUAUAAAUAUAUUUCAUUAUAUAUUCUAUUCACAUAUUUUAUAUAGUUUGCAUAUCAGAAUUUUAGUAUACGUUUUAUAAAUUUUAAUUAUUAAUUAUUAAUUGAUGUAGAAUAUAUAGAGAAACGUUUUAUUUUUGAAUUGUGUAUAUUUUGAGUAUUAUGCCUUGCUCGAUAAAAUGAUUGACGUCGAGUUGCCAAUAACGGCAGGAUUAUAUGCAUUCCAUGUACAAGGUAUCGGAGAACUGAGAGAAAGUGAUUUCGUUGAUUGCCUUUAAUUUUUUAUUUCGUUGAUUGUUUUAUUUCGUUGAUUUUUUUAAUUCUCUUAACCCUUUAGUUUUCUAAACGAGCCAUCCGAGCUUCUCACCGUUCGUCUCUCCCGAUCGUAUAAGUCCGUAGCUUGUAAGUCGAUUAUUAUUAAACCGCGAACAAUGAUUUUUAUCUUUCGUCUUCCUUCUCAUCCAUCGAUCUUUCCUUCCCCUUUCUUUUCGUUUCAUUUUAUCCUUUUCCCUUUUUUUUCUAACGAACUCUUGUUAUACUCGAAAUACGUUCAACGUAGAGAACGCUUGAAGACAUUCCUUCGUAAUAACCGUACUGUGACAUUCUCUUAUAAGGCCUUUAAUUAAUAAUAUAAUUGAUAAUGUAAGAUAAAAACGGAUUGUCCAACGAUGCUCACUUUUUUUACACAAAUUAUUAUUGCUAUUAUUUAAAAUAUCUAAUAAAAGUUAUUAAAAUGCAAUAUAUCAAUAGAAAAGUUUUGUUCAUGAUUCAAAAUAUUAUUGAUUUUAAUUAUGUUAAUUAUAGAUUAAUUUUUGUAUUCUUUCGAAUUUUUUUAUUCUUUUGACUGAUUUAUAAUUUCUGUUAACUAAAAAGAUUGCUUCUCUUUCUAUUAGUAAUAACGACAAGACUUUGAAAGAGUCCGCUUUUAUUUUUUUCAGUGAGUUCAGACAAGCGAAUACAUUAUCUUCUUUGUUUAUUUCCUUUUUAUACUUGUCGCGCCGAUGUAAAAAACUAGUGAGACGAGUAAGCAUCGUUAAGAGAUAUUUCGUCGUUAACUAAUAAGCGAAAAUCGAGACACCGCGUCGAACAUUUUGACGACAAUUGGAGAGAAUUAUUUUCAAAUCGCUUUAAAGUCACACUUUUCGAAAAAAAACAUUGGAAAAUUUCAAGAUUCUCGAUAUAGAACUUAAUAUGUGAAAAAUUUGUUCGAGAUUAAUUUUGGAGUCCUAGAAAAGAAUCUUUUUUAUAUUUGUUUAAUAAUAAGUGGAAAACCCCUAUUUAAGAAAGGGUUUGAAACGUUUUGAAAAUGAGUCCUUUAAUUUCACGAAGUGCGUGUCUCGGAUUUGCGAGACAGUGAGAAAAGAGAGUACAUGCGAGUACCCCGGUGUAAGUAAUUUAAGUCUUCUCUAUCAUUGAUAUUGAUUAUCAAGGAGUCGAUAACCUGUUCAGAGGAUACUUAUAAUUAUACAAAUAAUAAUUAUACAAGAAUGAUAUUUAAUAUUAUAUAUGUACGCAUAUAUUUUAUACAAAUGCAUAUUUUAUAUAUAUAUGAAAUCCAUGUAUAUAUAUAUAUAUAUAUAAAUUAUAUAUGUGAAUUAUUCAUAUAUGUAUAAAAUGCGUAAGUAAUUGCAUAAAUAAAUGCACGCCAUUAACAAUUAAUGAACACUUAACUACAUGACGAUUAUUAAAUAUUAGAAUCGUUGGAAAAUCGAAAA